GGAAAGCAAGGGAAAGUUCACAAAAUAAAGGAGUGAAGCAAAAGGAAGAGAGGAGGAAAACAAAACAAAGCCCAGAUUCCUCUCCAAACAGGCCCUAUGCUUUUUCUUCUUCUUCUUCUUCUUCUCCAUCUCUCCUCUCCUGUUUCUUUCUUCUCUCCUUGUUGUUGCAGCUGUCCUCUCUCUCUCCUCAAAGAGAAAAUUAAGCCACUGGCCCCUUUAAGAUUGACCUGAGAUUUCCAGUACACAAGUUGUGUGCAUGCAAAGAGAGGCCAAAGCUAAGCUAGCAAAACACACAUUCCUUUCCCACAGCUAGCUUAGCUUGAAGCAAGCAAGAACUCAUCAUCUUUGUUUCUACAUAUCCUUUAAUACUCUCCUCUCUGUCACUAGCAGUGAUGAAUAGAGGAGAAUUCCAGAGCUCCCUGGUGCAGCAGAUGAUCUGGAGCGGCAGUAGUACAGGCACGGCUACCGGCGUCGGCAGCGGCGGCGGCGCCGGCAGUUUGAUGGGCAGCUUGAAGCCAUGCCAUGAGGAUCAAGAGGCCUCUCCUAACAUGCCCUCCUUGUCUUCUCCAUCGUUGAUCUUCUCGCAGCAGUUUCAGCACAGCUCUCCAGGUCUAGUUCCGAUGAACGGCACCGCCGGCGCCGCCGCUUCUCUUCCGAGCUUGCACGACGGCGGCGGCGGCGGCCAUGAGAGCAGCAUGCCGGAGUCAUGGAGCCAACUGCUUCUUGGGGGAUUAGCUGGAGAUCAGGAGAGGUACAGCGCCACUGCGGCUCUCCUGUCAAAGGGAUUAGAGAAUUGGGGAGAUCACGCUGCUGCAGCUGCAGCCAGUGCAUGCAUGGUUGGUGGCAUGAAGGAGGAGGGCUCCAUGGCUCAAGCUGCAGCCACUGCUGCUGCUGCUGCUUACAGCUUCUAUGGGAGCCACCUUGCUGGUGAUCAUCAGCAUGAGAUCCAAGCAGCAGCAGCAGGAGGAGGUGCUAGCAACAAGUCUCAGCUGAGCCAGAUGCUCAUGGCUUCCUCUCCUAGGUCAUGCAUCACCACCAGCCUCGGCAGCAACAUGCUCGACUUCUCCAACACCGCGGCGCCGCCGGAGCUCCGGAGCCACCACCACAACUCCGAUAAUUCAUCAGAGUGUAACAGCACAGCGACUGGUUCGGCCCUCAAGAAGGCUAGGGUUCAGGCCUCCUCUUCAGCACAAUCUACUCUAAAGGUGAGGAAGGAGAGGCUAGGGGAUAGAAUAACUGCACUUCAUCAGAUUGUAUCCCCAUUUGGCAAGACUGACACAGCGUCUGUACUGCAAGAGACCAUUGGCUAUAUCAGAUUCCUCCUGAGUCAAAUUGAGGCUCUGAGCUACCCUUACAUGGGCGACGCCAACGGGACCGGUCCUAUGCAAAAUGGACCAGUUGGAGAAAGGAACCCUGGCCUCUUCCCGGAAUACCCUGGCCAGUUGCUAAACCAUAAUGGCAACACUGGAGCACAGCAGCCUGCAGCCCAACCUGAGCAGCAGGGAGCAAACGACGAUGGAAAGAAGGACCUGAGGAGCCGGGGGCUGUGCCUCGUUCCAGUGUCGUGCACGUCGCACUUUGGAGGGGACAAUGCCGCUGACUACUGGGCCCCGGCGCCGCUCGGCGGGAUCCUACGGUAGAAUGCAUCGUUGAGAUUCGUGCAUACAAAGCGUGGCGGCACAGCGAGUACUAUAUGUUGAUGCAUGAGGAGGCUACAGACGAAAUAGGUCUCUUAAGAAUGGAGAACAGAGUGUGCAUUGGGUGCAGGAGUAACGUCGUCAUAACAUCAUGAGCAGUCAUUCUCUGGUAAGAAAAAAAAUUACCUGUAAGGUUGAUUGCUCUUGAUGCUAUGGGAGUGAGAGGUAGCUAGCUAUAGUAUAAUUAAUUAAGCUUCUGGAUCUGCAAAUUAAGAAGCUUCAGUUCAAGAAGGAGACCUUGCAAAAGUUGAUGCCCCCUUUGAUAUGUAUAUGUAAAAUCUAGCAAGUCAGUGAACACUUUGCUCAUACUACCGUGCUUUGAUUUAUCAUCAGAAGCAGAAAAGCUUGCGCGGUAGUGUCAAUAUUCCGUCAGUUGCUCGGCUGGUGUAUGUAGGAAAUUAAAGUUGAUAUCCCAUAUCACAUAUAUGUAUAUUGACAGUUAAUUUGUAUCAGUUAUUUACUGAGUUAAGUCAGCAAUAUUAUUUGUCUUCGAUGUUGCUGAAUUA
Messenger RNA from Oryza sativa Japonica Group (Japanese rice), 2203 nucleotides. Its product is annotated as transcription factor bHLH68. The record is from RefSeq and is a predicted model, not a curated record. Lineage: Eukaryota; Viridiplantae; Streptophyta; Magnoliopsida; Poales; Poaceae. Gene Ontology annotation, cellular component: nucleus. Gene Ontology annotation, biological process: regulation of transcription by RNA polymerase II. Gene Ontology annotation, molecular function: protein dimerization activity; RNA polymerase II cis-regulatory region sequence-specific DNA binding; DNA-binding transcription factor activity, RNA polymerase II-specific.